AUGAGUCUUCCGUGGGGAUACUGUGCCAUCGUCUGUAUAUUAAUAUGUGCAGUCGGUUAUGCUUUCUCCAGACAACGUGCAAAAGCUCCUUUGCCUCCUGGUCCAGCGCGACUACCGAUACUUGGCAACGCGUUGAAUGUCCCCCUUGAAUUUCAGUGGCUCAAGUUUACCGAAUGGGCUGGGAUCUACGGGGAAAUCUUUAGCCUUUCAGUAUUAGGCCAUCCCAUUCUGGUCCUCAACUCAGCCAAUGCUAUAGAGGAACUGUUCGAGAAGAGGAGCGCAUUGUACGCCGAUCGCCCUCACAUUCCCCUGGCAGGCGAGAUGAUUGGGUACUCUUCCAUACCUGUGUUGGAGCGCUAUGGCAGACGCCACAGGGAAGGCCGUAAACUCAUUUCAAACAGCCUAGACCACCGCAAUCAGACAGAUAUCCAUAGAAUACAGCGGAACAAGGUCGCUUUAAUGCUUUCCAAGCUCGUUAAUAACCCAAAAGACUUGCAGUUACAUUCUCGCUGGUUCAUUGCCGCAGUUGUGUUCCAAUUGACACACGGGCAGAAAAUUGAAAGCGUCGAUCACGUCUUUGUCAAGCUGGCGGAACAAUUCAACAAGGACUUUUCCCGUGUGUUGAGGCCCGGACGCUUUCUGGUAGAUAAUAUCACCAUUCUGCAAUAUCUUCCGAGUUGGUUCCCUGGGAUGGGCUUCAAGAGGUUGGCAAAAGAAUGCAGAGAACACUUUCUACGCCUGUGCCAUGAACCGUAUGCCUGUGUGAAAGAUCAAGUGGCCAAAGGAACUGCUCUGCCUUCACUGACAGCGAGGCUGAUUGAGGAGAACAGAAAUCCUACGCCCGAUGAAGAGUGGUUCUACAAAACUACUGUGAUGCAAUUCUACGCAGGUACGCUUGUAUUUACUGUCUCUGUCCUUGAUUCAUUCUUCCUUAUCAUGAGUUUGAACCCAGACAUUCAGAAGAAGGCGCAGGCUGAGAUGGACCGCGUUGUCGAGCCGGGCCGCCUGCCAGAUUUCGACGAUCGAGCAAACUUGCCAUACUUGGAUGCAGUGCUGAAAGAGAUCUAUCGGUGGAAUCCUACGGCACCGAUGGCCGUACCCCAUCGGGUCACGCAAGACGAUGUCUACAACGGAUUCCAUAUUCCGGCAGGCGCCACGGUGAUUGCGAACACCUGGGCUGUGCUUCAUGAUCCCUCGCUGUAUCCAGACCCGUUCCAAGUCAAUCCGGACAGGUAUUCGAAACAGGAAGGCGGGUUGAACCCUGAUCCUCGAAGAUUUGCCUUUGGUUACGGGCGACGAGUCUGUCCGGGGAAAGUCCUUGCAGAUGACUCGAUCUUCACGGUUGUCGCUUGCGUGCUAGCUACGCUAGACAUCAGCAAGGCCGUGGGCCCUGAUGGACAACCCAUCGAGCCCGAUGUGCAGUACACAGGAGGCACUAUCAGUUUCCCCGGCCCCUUUCAAUGCACCAUCAAGCCUCGUUCGGCGGAAUCAGCGCGUCUCAUCCAGAACGCGGCGAUGCACGUGGAUCAUAUGGACUGA
This is a messenger RNA of Postia placenta MAD-698-R-SB12, 1539 nucleotides long. RefSeq lists its product as hypothetical. The coding region runs from base 1 to 1539 and encodes 512 amino acids. Gene Ontology annotation, molecular function: monooxygenase activity; heme binding; iron ion binding. The record is from RefSeq and is a predicted model, not a curated record. NCBI's taxonomy places the organism in Eukaryota, Fungi, Basidiomycota, Agaricomycetes, Polyporales, Adustoporiaceae. The transcript has 11 exons.